Messenger RNA from Thelazia callipaeda (thelaziosis nematode), 1479 nucleotides. Lineage: Eukaryota; Metazoa; Nematoda; Chromadorea; Rhabditida; Thelaziidae. The record is from the annotation of a GenBank genome assembly.
AUGAUGCGUGAUGAAUUCAGAAGGCCUAAAAAUUGGGCUUUUCUUCCAGAUUUACUUCUGGAAGAAAUUUUCUCACAAUUACCAAUUAAAAAUUUGGGACGUUGCUCUCAGGUGAAUAUUUUUGCAUUUUUUAUUAUUAUAUCUUUUGAAAAAAACCUAAAAAGUAUGUUUUUUUGGGUAUGUUUAAAUUGGUAUCGUAUAAGUCAAAAUGAUUAUGUCUGGCAUAGAUUUCAAUAUAAGGAUUAUAUAUUUACAAGACGAAAGUAUACAUCACACGGUGGUUGGCAAUAUAUGAUUGACCACUGGAAAUUAAGAUUUUUGAUUCUGAAUGCAACAAUGAAAUGGAAAAAGCUUGAAAUUGAGCCCGUAACGAUACUUUUUAAUUUGUAUGAAUUUAUUCGAGUUUUGACAAAUUUUUCUGAAUAUUACGAGAGAAACUUGUCUGGUAAACCAUUACAAGGAAUACGCUCGUUUUCAUUCAAAUGGCAACUUCACGUUCAUGAAGGAAGCGAUCAUCGGAGCGAAAGAGUUUUUGGCACCGGUGGUGAAAUGUUAAAAACAUUAUCCAUGUUAUUAUCACAUUUGCAUGGAUUAACUGAAUUAACACUUCGAGAACUGCAAUUAGAACCACAUGAAUGUGCAAAUUUCAUUGAUGAUAUUUUGUACAAAUUUGAUUCUCAAAUGACAUCUUUAUGUAUUGUUAAUUUAACCAAAGUAUCAAAAGCGUUUUUGCAACUUGGCUUGUUUCUUUGCCUCGUACGUCUGACAGUAUCCCCACAACAUCUCGAUGAAUCUGUCAUCCAACUUCUAGCUGAUUUGAAGUAUCUUAAAUCACUAAUUAUAUUUCAAAAUGAGAAAACUUUUGAUGCUAGAGCAGUCAAUUCAAAAGCUUGGAUUUCAUUUCAAGAGCGUAAUAAUUACACAAAAAUCUAUUUGAUUCAAGCAGCAUUACUAACUCCAGGAAAACGACAAAAUACUUUAUUAAUUCAGCCUAAAGCACCAGUCUAUGCUAUUAUAUUCGAAAAUUCCACUGGACAAUUAACGAGUGGAUUACUGGAAGAAGUUAUUUGUUCUAAUUAUUCUACAACAUUAUGCUACUUUCUACAAAAAGGUCUUGAACGUCGUUAUCGAUCUCGAAAAUUCGCAAAACGAGUUGAUAUACUUGUAUUAGAGCUUGCGCGACGUUGUUCUAACUUAAAAUUAUUGGCAAUACGAGAAAGAAUGUCUUUUGCAAGUGUAUUAUUACUAGCACAAAUUGCUCAAACUCGUCAGAUGGCGAUUUGUUUAAGGCGUAAUGCACUGCUGAAAAGGAUAAAUUGGACUAACGAUAAAAUAAGAAACAUCUUGGGAUUUGAAUGUGAUCAAAAAUGGAUUAAAAGGCAUUGUAGAAGUCUCGAAAUACUCGAAAAAACAGUUCAAGACAUAACUGGUACGACGGCUUCAAUUGUUACCGAUAACCGAUACUUACAUAGUUUUUAA